CUAUGUUAAGUACAGAGCUUUUAUUUCUCAUGGCAUAUGUACUGUGGAUUAUUCACCGCGCAUUUUAUUAGCGUUUUAUGAGAAACGUCAGGAGAAUACUUUAUCUCAUUGUAUUUUUCACCUAAAGAGCUAGAUUAGUGAAUGUAAUUCUGGUAGUUAAGUAGACAUUGUGAAAUUUGUGAGAUGAAUGCCGUGGAAGACGAGGAUGAUUUUUGGAAUAGCACCGAGAAACGAUCAUUCUGUUUCGAGAGCGAGGCGGAUCAGUUGAAGAAUGACACUGAGAAAUUGUGGACUGGAAUUUUCAAUACAUCGAGUUUUGAAAGUAGUUUUCAAUUUACCGAUGAUCUUCAAACCACAAAGCCUUUGCUAUCGAUUAUAUCUGAAAAGACGUAUAAACGCAUUUUAGAUGCGGAUAAUAACUUUGAAAAAAGUCGUUCAAAAAUAGAGACUAAACAUUCCGAAAUAGCAGUUACUCAGCCAGAUAUUACCUUGCGACAAAUAUUACUUAGCCAGCCAUAUUCAUUAGAACAAUACAAAUCUCUCGCUAGCAAAACUACUUUGUUAGAUACUGCUAUCUCAAAUGGAGAUGGAAAUGCUAUUUUGAUAAUAAUUUUAUUCCUUGUGAAAACUUUAAAACGAUCCUUGGUACAAAGGCUAUUAAUAGAGAGGCCAGAUGCGGUAAACGUGUAUAUACAUUAUCUGUUUAUAAGACUGCAGACAAGUGAAAUAACUGAUAUUUUGACUAUGCUGGGCCACUCCUCGACCGCUGCUAUGAAGAAUCUGCAUAUUAUUGUAAAAAACACAAAAGAUCCAAAUAGGCUACUGCAAAAACUUGAAAACUGUCGUAAGGCACAUUUCGCUAUGCUGCCUGAUUGCAAAGAAAAUACAUUUUUGGAAUCUUAUAUUAAAUUGUUGGAAUGGCAAAUGGCAAUCAAGCAGAAAAAGAAUGAUGAGGAGCUUCCAUUGAAUUCUUCCAUUUUGGAAUCUCUGCGUUAUGCAUACAAACACCAUUGCAAUACACCGAACGAUUUUGUCACGAUAUCACCCAUGACGUUUUCUCAAGACCAUGAUAUCUCUCAUGGGUUACAUCAGAAGGUUGCUCUACAAAUUAAAGCCUCCUGUGGUGGAUGGGACGACAUUGAUCGUUUACUCUUAACAAAGGGAAUACUUGGUAAUACGAAAUUACAAACGCAUUUGUACACAGAAGACAUUUUGAAAGUAUUGUAUAAAUACAACGCGCCACAUGCCGUUCUCGAGAAGUAUCUGAAAUUUAUCGAUAAUCUGGAGAAGCGCUUAGAAUUGGCAAAAAAACUAUCUUGCCAUACAAUAGUAAUCGACAUAUUUGUACAACAAGGGGAUCGUGCAGUGUUGCUGGAUUACAAAGCGAAAUUGCAGCCUCAAUCCGAAGAAUAUUUUUAUGCUGAGAGCGCUUUGCGUUUACCACAUAUAAAAUGGAAGAGUUAAGUUAAUUGUGUUCGCAAAUGUAAAAAAAUGAUAUAUAUUUAAAUAUAAAGAAGAAUUUAAUCAUAA
Molecule: messenger RNA, 1530 nt
Organism: Solenopsis invicta (red fire ant)
Lineage: Eukaryota; Metazoa; Arthropoda; Insecta; Hymenoptera; Formicidae
Product: spermatogenesis-defective protein 39 homolog
Exons: 9
Coding region: 184-1464 (426 amino acids)
Biological process (GO): vacuolar transport; intracellular protein transport
Cellular component (GO): cytoplasm
Source: RefSeq, a predicted model, not a curated record